AUGCAGCAUCAGACGGGCCUCAUGGAGAGUUCUUUCGACAUCUUGAUGAAGGUGGGCGAUGGAGCAUUCGGAGAAGUGUUUAAAGGGAUAGACCGGCGAACGAACGAGAUCUGCGCCAUCAAGAUCGUCGACCUGGAAGCUGCAGAAGACGAGAUUGACGACGUCCAGAAAGAGAUCGCGGUGUUGUCCCAGUGUUCUUGCGCCCAAUUGACCAAGUACAUGGGUUCAUUCAUCGUCGGAACAAAGCUUUGGAUCAUCAUGGAGUACCUUGCUGGUGGGUCGGUCCUCGAUCUCAUGGCUCCGGGACCGCUGAACGAAGUGUACAUUGCAAUCAUCCUUCACGAACUUCUCAAGGGGUUGGCGUAUUUGCAUUCAGAGAAAAAGAUUCACCGCGACGUGAAAGCUGCCAACAUCUUGCUUGCAAGCGACGGCAGGGUCAAACUGGCCGACUUUGGGGUGACGGGUCAGUUGACGGACACCAUGACCAAGCGGAACACCGUGGUGGGCACUCCGUUUUGGAUGGCCCCAGAAGUGAUCCAGCAAAACAAUUACGACUUCAAGGCGGACAUUUGGUCGGUGGGCAUCACAGCGAUCGAAAUGGCGUUGGGCGAACCCCCGCACGCGUCCUUGCAUCCGAUGAAAGUACUGUUUGUGAUUCCAAAGAACCCCCCGCCAACACUCGAAGGCGACUUCAGUCCCAAGUUUAAAGACUUUGUCUCGUGCUGCCUGGUCAAAGAUGCCGCCGCCCGCCCGACGGCGCUCGAGUUGCUGCAGCAUCCGUUCAUCAAAGCAAAGUCGGACAAGGACGUGUCAUACCUCACCGAACUCAUCGAGCGAGCCCAACUUGGAACGAGCGACCUGCCGGUAGAACCCACCAGUACCAUCACAACCACCAGCACCACCAGCCUUCUCCCAGUCGACUCGACCACGUCGGACCUCGCCGACGCCGUGGAUUCGGGAUGGGACUUUGGCGCCACCGUCCGCUUGAGCAAGGACGCCAUGUCGCCUAAAAAGUCCACCGUGCAGAGUGUAUUUCAAGACGACACCGCAUUCUCCGACGACUUUGGCGAGAGCUUGUUUGACGAUGUGCUGAAACCCGCCGUGUUUGAAACCGUGCAAGGGACGGACGACGGCAACGCGCAGGACCUGCUGCUCGAGCUGCUGCAUACGCUGGAGUCGCUGAGCUUUGACCAGCCCCACGUGCUAGGCCAGGUGCUCGAGCGAAUAAAUGGAGCGCUCGCCAAACACCCCGACCCCCGCCUUCGACAGUUUCACCACGAAUGAAAAUACAAUGGGUUAAUUGUUA
Messenger RNA from Aphanomyces astaci, 1306 nucleotides. RefSeq names its product STE/STE20/YSK protein kinase. Gene Ontology annotation, biological process: protein phosphorylation. NCBI's taxonomy places the organism in Eukaryota, Oomycota, Saprolegniomycetes, Saprolegniales, Verrucalvaceae. The transcript has 9 exons. Gene Ontology annotation, molecular function: protein kinase activity; ATP binding. The record is from RefSeq and is a predicted model, not a curated record. Bases 1 to 1284 code for a protein of 427 amino acids.